AUGCUCCAAACAGAAGAGCAACAAGACUACGCCCAAUUCAUCCAGACCCAGUCCCCAUCCACAAUCGCAGCAUGUCUCCGCCGCGACCAGAUCCUCUGCCAGGAGAAGCAUCUCCCCAGCCCGCUCGCCAUGCACCUCCCAACACAUCCCUGUGAGCUCCUGGACGCCGUGUCCAAACACCUCAUCCCCGACACCACCAUCCCCGCGCCACUCCGCAUACUGCAAUGCCAGGGGAUCAUCAGCGGCAUCAAAGCUCCAACGCAGGAUUUCCAAUCCGCGCUGCGCGUGCUCGAAUACCUCCAAAAGCACCCAUCCAUCUCGCAGCUCAGCAGCAGCAGCCCGUUCACAGACGUGAUAUCCUCCGUGAAAACGCAACUGGCAUUCGAAGACGGGCUGCGCGCCGUGACCCACCUGCACACGGCCCACAAAGACAGCCGCGCGAACACGCAAGCCAGCUACAAGGCCCGCCGCCGCAAGCGCAAUUGCUACAUGUGCCAUUUCGAGAUCCGGGCGGGCGAGGCGCACGAUACGUACCCGUCGCUGUGUCGCCCCUGCGGCUCCUUCAACCUCGCCUCGUCGGCCAUCUCGCAGCCACCGAAUCUGCGUCUGAGGGGCAAGACGGCCCUCGUCACCGGCGGCCGAAUCAACCUCGCUAUGAAACCGCCCUGCGGCUGCUGCGCUGUGACGUUGACGGAUCCGGUGCGGUCUGAGACGAAGGCCAUUAUGCGGGAGGAGCAGUUGGAGCAGGAGGAGGCUGGGGGGCACCAUGGGCUGAUUGCGGAUUAUGGGGAGCGGUAUGUGCCCAAGCUUCGGGGUGGAGCGCACAGUGCGUGGGGCGGCAUUGAGGAUCGUGUGCGGUUACAGAUUGCAGGUAGCGCGGAGUCAGAGUCGGUGGAAGAUUCUGGAAUCGUGCAGAAGGGCUUGGGUCCGGAUGGAACGGGCGAGGAUGAGUCAAGGUCGUCGUGGGUCCAGCGUCUGGACCAGAUCCCGUACGAGGAUGUGAUCAGCGCGCAGGCGGUUAAUGCGUUCGUGCCGCUGAUCCUAUGUCGCGAGCUCUUGCCCCGGAUGGGCGCCACUGAGAAGUCGUCUCGCCCCUUGGGAUACAUCGUCAAUGUGUCCUCGCGGGAGGGCAUCCUGGAGACCAGGAACAGGUCUGCGAGCAAAGCCGGUCACCAUGUGCACACGAAUAUGUCCAAGGCGGCGCUGAAUAUGAUCACGGAGACGGAGAGCGAGUCGGCGUGGAAGCGGCAUGUCGCCAUGAAUACGGUAGAUCCUGGUUAUAUGAGUGCUGCACCCGAGUGUCAGCAUGCAGACGGCUGUCCGAUUGGGUUUGAAGAUGGUGCUGCCAGGGUUCUGUGGCCGAUUGCUAUCGGAGAACGCGAGCAUCGGGUGAUCCGCGGACGGUUCAUGAAGCAUUUCGGACACCAUGAUGCUGUUAUAUCGCGAGGAGUAUAG
This is a messenger RNA of Aspergillus bombycis, 1455 nucleotides long. RefSeq lists its product as uncharacterized. The record is from RefSeq and is a predicted model, not a curated record. The coding region runs from base 1 to 1455 and encodes 484 amino acids. NCBI's taxonomy places the organism in Eukaryota, Fungi, Ascomycota, Eurotiomycetes, Eurotiales, Aspergillaceae. The transcript has 3 exons.